Amoebophrya sp. A25 is the source of this 1007-nucleotide messenger RNA. NCBI's taxonomy places the organism in Eukaryota, Dinophyceae, Syndiniales, Amoebophryaceae. The record is from the annotation of a GenBank genome assembly.
CUAAGGCUUUGGUGUUUCUUUUUUGUAUCAGUCAAGAAUGAUAGAAUACAAUCGCGGUCUGUAAUGAAGUCGCAUUUUGGUCUUCUGAAGGAUUGUUUUUGAUUUUUUAUCAAUGGACUAGAAGUAGAACAAGAUGACGAGCAAACACAUUGCGCCUUUAUCGGACUUUGAGUACUGUCAGUACAGUGGGCGAAGCUUCGUGAAGGUCGAUGCGAUUCCCUUAGACUGGUACGACCAUAUACUGAACCGCGAAGGUGUCGGAAGUCUCCUAGAUGCAGCUACAGUUAUCUUUUCGCGCGAGGAAACGGCGUGGUUACAAGAGGAGAAUUAUCUGCAAUUCGACGCAGGAGAUGGGAUCUCGCAUCUUCAGAAGUCGUCUGUAGAAAAUGGAAAUAUCGCUAAUGCUAGUGUAAAUGGCGUUCUUAGCAGCGUUAUGCCCGGUAACAGCAGUUCAUCUUCGUCUUCGAAGGUUAAGCUUAUUGAUGAGUUGUCUCAAGGGCAUUCUAUAACCUUCGACGAAGGUCUAAGUUCUUGCCUCGUGCGUGCGUACAAGCUUCUUAAAAAGCAGGGAUACACGGUACGCUCCGGUCUGAAAAUGGGAGCAGAUUUCCUCGUGUACAAAGGACAGCAAGGACAAACACACGCAGAGUACGCAGUUGUUUGCCAUGACCCUGACGAACCUAGUUGUGAUGUGGACUUAAACGACAUGGGAGAUCCUGGUGUUGAAGUGUGUCGUGGUAGAAUGACAAGCACUUCUUCAAAAAGACCUAGACCGAGUGAAGAUGUAAAGUCAUGUACCAGCUCCACUAGGAAACAUGGGAAGAAAUCGAAUUUGACAUGGGCAGAUGUCGCCGCGAAGUCACGUCUCUGCACUUCAGUCGGCAAGAAGUUGAUCAUUUUUAAUGGUAGAACAGGCAAAGGAUAUCUUGUCAAACGAUGGAAAAUAUGAAAGUUUGUAUCCCUCAAAAAUGCUCAGAGCAAAGCAAAAUGAACUCUGCGGGAGGACC